AUGGCUGCCAUGGACAACAUUUAUAAAGACAGCCAGAAGUCCACGGUGAAAUCAGGACUUCUUUACCGACCCAUCCGACGCAAGAGGUGCCAACUCCAGACCAUAAUGAUCCUCCUCGCCAGCCUUAUCCUUUCCCUGUUCAUGCUACUUGCGAAAGCAUCAUGUUCGCAUACAGUCCCGCCAACAGCCAGCAUUCUCAAUGGAACAUAUGAAGGCCGUCAUCUUCCUGAGUUUGGCCAGGAUCUCUUUCUCGGCAUCCCGUACGCCCUCGCUGCCCGUCUCCGCAACCCCUUACCCCUGAACGAGUCGUGGACUGGCGUCCGCGAUGCCACUCGCUAUACCGUUGCCUGCUAUGCCGAUUACUAUCCGGGCACUCUGGAAUCUGUGGGUGUAACUGUGAGCGAGAACUGCCUGAACCUGAACAUCAUCCGGCCUGCUGGAACGACUUCAUCCUCGAGGCUUCCGGUCGUGGUCUGGGUACACGGCGGCGGCUUCUUCGGCGGCUUCGGCGCAGAUGGGAACACCAACACAUCCUAUGUCGUCCGUGACUCUGUCGAGAACGGCACCCCGAUCAUGGCCAUCACCAUCAACUAUCGCCUUGGGUUCUUCGGCUUCCCAGGCGGACACCAAGUGGCGGCAGAGGGCGUCACGAACCUCGGCCUGAAAGACCAACGACAUGCUCUGCGCUGGAUUCAAGAGAACGUCGCCGCGUUCGGUGGCGACCCCAGCAAGGUCACUUUAUGGGGCCAGUCCGCCGGCGCCAUAUCCAUCGGGCACCAGAUCCUCGCCUACGGCGGCAAUGGCGCCGAGGAGCUGUUCAGAGGAGGCAUCCUGGUAAGCGGCAGCGCAGGGCUUGCCACUAACAUGCUGCUUCCCACUCACCCCAGCAUCAUGGAAGCGUACGACGGUCUCCUGAAUGCGACAGGCUGCGCCGAUGCGGACCAUACAUUGAACUGCGUCCGCGAAGCCCCUGCAGAUAUUGUCUGGAAAGCCACCAUCGGGGCCCCGUUUCCCUCCUGGUGGCCGAGUAUCGACGGAGACUUUGUCCAGAAGCCCCCUACAUGGCAAAUCCUCGAGGGUGGCAUCGCCCCCGUUUCCGUUAUCGUCGGCGCCAACAACGACGAGGGUUUGGCGACAGCCUACGCGUUUGCUGCCUCCGAAACCGAGGCCGAUGCCGCGGCCCUCCUCCAUCUCCAAUUCCCAGCUGCGAGGGACUCGACCAUCCAAGAGGUCCUGGCCGCUUACCCCGUCGAUGCUCCCAGCCCCCCCUACUCCCUGCCUGUCAGCUCCGACCCGGCGAACGACCCAUUCUGUGCUGCCCUCCGCGAGGCCAACAUGACCUGCGGCGCACAGUACCGCAGGAUGGCAGGCAUCUACAGCGACUAUGCGCAGAUUGGCGGCCGGCGGUUGACGGCGCGUGAGUGGGCUCGGGCCGGGAUCCCCGCGUACAGCUACCGCUUCGACACGAACCCGACAGACAUCCCCAUCGUCAAGAACGUCCUCGCCCCGGGGUUCGCGACGCACUCGGCCGAGUAUUCCUACUUCUUCAACUUCCCGCCUGAGUACGACAUGCACGGGCUGAACCCGCCCGUGCGAAACGUGUCGUCGCACCUGACGCUCUCGCGGAACAUUGUCGACAAGUUCAUUGCGUACAUUGCCACGGGCAACCCGAACUCGUUCUCAGUCCCUGACGUGCCCGAGUGGCCUCAAUACUCCGUGUCGGAGCCGACGAACAUGGUCUUCAACGCCACCUUUGCGGACAACACGAUCCACACGCGCGUCGAAGCGGACACCUGGCGUGGGGAGGGCUUGGAGCUGUGGGUGAAGUACGCUGUGGAGCUCAGCUUCAACGGCAACUGGCGGCCGUGA
Molecule: messenger RNA, 1869 nt
Organism: Colletotrichum spaethianum
Lineage: Eukaryota; Fungi; Ascomycota; Sordariomycetes; Glomerellales; Glomerellaceae
Product: lipase 5
Exons: 2
Coding region: 1-1869 (622 amino acids)
Source: RefSeq, a predicted model, not a curated record